Molecule: messenger RNA, 4168 nt
Organism: Diaporthe batatas
Lineage: Eukaryota; Fungi; Ascomycota; Sordariomycetes; Diaporthales; Diaporthaceae
Exons: 2
Coding region: 797-1099 (100 amino acids)
Source: RefSeq, a predicted model, not a curated record
GUGCAGGUCGCGCCGUCUCGCCCCCGUAUAUACCUGUGCCCCGUCCUCUGGUGACGAUGCUGUCCGUAUGGUCGAAUCAACUGCCACGGCCCGGCUGGCCUGGCUGGCCUGGCCCGCCUAGGGGUGGUUAGUCUCUGUUCGCAGGCAUGCAGGCAUGAUGUGCCAGUCUGGUGCGUCUUCUCCAGACAAACCGACAAACCACCACAGGCCAAGGGUCCUCCUGGGGCCGAGGCGAAUCACAAGCUGGGACGGCCGGGCGGGCUGCGAUAAUUCGGCAGGGACGCGGACAAGAAACAGCCAUGAUACUCCCAAGAGCCCAUGAUCGCCCGUCUUGGCUCCUCGUUCCGAUCUAGUAGCCCACCCAGGCAGUCAGGCUGCUGCGUGCUGGUGUCAACUCGUCGCUUCCGUGGCCGUGGCCGUGGCCGUGGGCAACCGCCCGCCCGCAAAGGAGGUGCUACCAAAGUGCUACCGACAUGCUACGCAAUGGGAGGGGGCAGGUGCUUGGCCGUCCAUUGUGUCCUGUGUCUCUCCCUAGUCCUUCCUUGAAGCUUUUGUGCAAUCAAGCCUAGCACCCGUCCAUCCUGGGAAGCUGCUCGAGUACAAAGACACUGCCUCGCCCGCACGUCUCGACACACCUCGUCCUGCUGGCUCCUCUUUCAAACUCGUCCCAGUUCCUAGACCUCUCAUCCAAACUCAGAUCUCUAGUCUCCAGAAACCAAUCCAGAUCGACUCUCAAGUUCCUCCAGAGACGUUCAGAAUCCACACUUGAUAUCAUCACCUAAGAAUUCCAAACAUCAUGACAGACCAGAACCAGACAGCGACCCAGGAGGCCCCCGGCCUCGCGGGCCUGCAGAACCCCUUUGCCUCGUCCACUGCACCCGCCGGCGCAGACCCCGACGUCCUGUCGUCAUCGCCCACCGACAGGCGGCAGAGCGCCGAGUGGGACGCGUCAAAGGUGCCGCCCAGCCGCUUCCAGCGCCGCAAGGGCUCCAUCUACAGCACUCCCGCCUCCCGCGACGGCCACGUGGACAGGAAUUACGCCGAAAAGUAUCACGACAAGCUUGUCGAGAAGGGCUGGGCGCCGUCGGCCAAGAAAUAGGGCCGCCGACGACUGUGAGGCGCAGCAGCACACUUCUCGUCAGCAUUUGAGCUGAGCGCCUCGCGUGUGCAUCAUUUUGCUUGGGUUGGCGAAUGCUAAGGGCGUUGUGUUGUGGCAAUGGCAGGACGGGCUGGGCGGGUGGAGGGUUCCCAUGAGUUGUUAAUUCUUUAGGCACAUCAGCCGAACUUUCUUGAUACAGCCACGCUGUGCAGAGUGCAGGGUCUCGAAAGACUUGUCCGCGCCUAGUUGUGGCAAAGAGCUCCCAUGUUGAAAUCAAUUCGAACCGUCCAUUAGAGCCUGCUCGCAUGCUUGUUGUGCUGUGCAAGCCUACCUGACUGGAAGUCCAGCACUUGUGGGGAUCCCCACCGCUCUUGAGAGAGCAAGCGCCGUCCGUCUAUAAUGCCACAUAUCAAUCAUCCAUAUCGUCAAUGUCAAUCGCAUCCGGGUUCGCGGCGACCCCCUGCGGCUCCGGUGCACCUCGCGGGUUGUCAGUGGCAGCCACGAACCCAACGGGCGCCUGAGCUUGCUUCUCCAAUGCCGCCAUGGCGUCCAUAACCUCCUGAUCCGCCUCGCCGUCGCCCUGCGCCUGGGCUUGGGCCUGGCGGGCAAUGGCUUGAGAGGCGAUGAAGUUGACGUCCGUGUUGUACUGCGCCUGGACACUACGCUUGAUCCUCCGCAUCUCCUUGUACGUGUCGUCGUUGCCGUGCUGCACCUCAAACUGCUCCCACUUGGUCCAGAAUUCGGGGUUGGUGCGAGGGUCGCAAAAUUGGGAGGCGUGACCAUAGAUUGCGCGAGCUCUGUCGAUCUCGCCGAGCCGCUUCUCCAUGUCUGCGAAUUUCAGGCACAUGUCGCGCGCCUCUUGGUCUGGAAGGGCCGCAAUGGCGCGUUCGUAGAUGGGUCUUGUCGAGGGCAGCCCAAAGUUGGAUGCGGACUUGGUGAUGUAGAAGUUGAACAUGUCUGCACGGUCCUCGUCAGAUACCGCUCGCGUUGCUCUUUCGUAAAUCCGCAUUGCAUGGCGUGCCAGGCCCCUUUCCUCUUCCAGGUUGCCGUACAUCAAAUACAGCACCUUGGCGAAUUUAGGCGGGCAGUCUUCGAUGGCCUGCUCAAAGAGAUCGCGCAGUCGUUCUAUGCCAAUCUGACGGUCCACGGCCUUGGUGAGAUACAGGUUCCACAGUUCAAAGGCCACCGGGUAGCUGAAGAGGUCCAGACCGCGCUCGAAAAUCUUGAAUGACUCUUCGUAGUAGUUGUUCUCCUCCAAAAGGUUCGCGUAAUUGACGACUGUCUGCGGCGUUGCGAUUCGAAGCUCGAAUAUCCUCUCGUAGACCUUCUUCGUUUCUUCCAGAGAGCUGACGCUCUCCACCAAGUCAACGUAGAAACUCCACAAUUUCCAGCUCUUGUGUACUCGCUGUUGCGGGGACAGCGUCUCGUCAAAGUAGUCGACGGUUGACCGUUUCGGCGCCUGUACUGCUUUCGCCAUAAUCUUGACAGCUUCAUCGAAAUUCUCGUUGCGAAGCUCCAUCUCCGCCCACUCGAUCCACAUGUCGGCCAGCUCAGCCACGGACUUGAAAGGUACCUUGACGGCCUUCUCCAUGAUAAUGCGGGCGUUCCGGAGGUCACCCCCUUUCUCGUAAAGCUUGGCGUAAUUUGCCCACAACUGGUGGAAGGCGCCGACCGCCUUCUUCGGCUGUAUCGCCGCAAUCGCGUCCGUGUAGGUCUGGACGACCUGUUCCUUGUUGUCACCCCAGAGCGCCACUCGCUUUUCCCAUUCGUUGACGUUGUUUGGAUUCUGCCGCAGUAGAACAUCGUUGAGCAAGAAAGGCCGCCGGUCCAUCAGGUGCUCGAAUCGCAUCAUGCGGAUAUCGAGGUCGAAAUCGGCAUUCUCGUCGGCCACUCCUUUCUCGGCUCGGCCCUGCGCCACUUCCAUGAGAGCUCCUAUUAUCGACUCCUCAAACUCCGCAUACGAGUCGAACACGAGGGUGAAGUCACGGACCGUCAUGACCGUAGUAACGCCCUCCUCAAAGACGUCCCUAGCUCGCUCAAAGCUCCCCUUUCUUAUGAAGUAUGUGGCUAGUCCAACCCACAACUUCCCCCUCUGAUCCGAGAACCGCUCGAUCCCACUUCGGAUGAUCCGCUCCACAUCGAUGCCUGUCUCAUGGCCUGUCUUGACCUUCGUGGCGUGCUCGACCAUCAAGUCGACCAUCUCACUCCAAAGCUCGUAGUUGCCCUUGCCAUGUUUGCUGUGGAAGCGCGGGUUGUUGAGUACAAAGAUGUACUUUUCAAUCGCCUCUGUGUAUAAGCCCUCCUGUACUAGAAGCUCGAUAAAGUCUUCGGCGUCCUCGGGGUGGACCUGCAUGUAGCGCCUCCAGAUCUUGACGGCCGUGAUCCCGCCAGCCGAGUUCGCAAAUGGCCUAUAGAGUGCCCAUAUCCUGUUGUGUUGGGUAAUCGGCAGGGCACGCAGGGCACGGUCAAAAGCGUGUCGGGUGAGGGUAACGAGAGGCUGCUGCAUUAGGAAUUUGAGGUACAUCUCCCAUAUCCUGGGCAUCUUGUUGAGCAGGAUCAAAGCCCUCUCAAACAGCGCGUUCACCUUGCGGUAUUCGGCGGCGAAGACAGCAGCGUUCAACUUUGCGACGUGUUUGACCCGCAAAGUGAGGUAGGAUUUCCACAGCUUGUACGAGCGCGGGAGUUGGAUGCACGCGCGCUCCAGGACAAACGCUUGCUCCUGAACGGUCCCGUGCUGAAACUUGAACUCCAGGUAUGCGAACCAUGGCUUUGUGCUCCCAGGGUUCCGCUGGAUGUCCUGCUCGUAUACGAAAUCGUCAUCCGAGACGAGUGUGAUGUCAGGCUGGCGUGCGACGCCAUUCCUGGCGAGCGCGGUCGUCGAUGGCAUGGCGGGCAUCACGAUCUCGGCCGCGUGACCAGCCAAGGGGCGCGAGGACAAUACGGCGUGUUAGACUGGUUCCCGGGUCAGGACAUCACUGCCACCGCGUCCCAGCCGAGAAGAGGUGAGGAGGUGGUGCUGUCGUGGGUUUGGGAGCGACGUUGUGAGCGUAGAUUACAGUGUUGCUUUUU